GAGACUUGAUAGUUCAGCGGACGCCAUUUUGGGAAGAACUUUGGUAUUUCCCGCCUAAAGGCAUAAAAGUGUUUUAAUUUCGUUAAAAUUACGCUAUAUUUUUUGCUGUCAUACCACAAAAUUAACCAAGACAGCUUCAUGUAACUAUUUUACGAAAUAUUUCAACUCACCAGUCCUUGGUGAUCUCGUAAUAGACGUUUAAAAAGGACAGGAGUGCACAUUCAGACAGAUUAAAAUGGAGAAAUAGUGCCCGAUAACAGAGUAUCAAAAAUACAUUUAUAUCGCUACCAGUUUUUAUUUUUAGUAUUGAAAGCAUCAUUCAAGUUAAACAAUGUUUUGGAAAUUUAACUUGCUCACCUCGACCCACAUUGAUACCUUGUUAGACAAGGAGGAUGUCACGUUACAUGAAUUAAUGGAUGAAGAUGAUAUUCUACAGGAAUGUAAAGCUCAAAACAGGAAACUUGUUGAUUUCCUGAUUCUGCCAGAAAAUAUGGAAUCAAUGGUGAACAUGAUAACCACUGAUCCUUCUGAAGAAGUAGAAGAAAAAGUUAGAUUUAAGUAUCCGAAUACAGCGUGCGAGUUAUUAACAUCUGAUGUCUCCCAGAUAAAUGACAAAUUAGCAGGUGAUGAGGAGUUAGUAGAUAAACUUUACUCGUUCCUCGAGUCUGAUCAACCAUUAAAUCCAUUGUUAGCCAGUUUCUUCAGUAAAGUAAUGGGACUGUUAAUAACUAGGAAAAGUGAAAUGAUAUUUGAAUAUUUAAAAAGUAGGAAAGAUUUUGUAGGAAGUUUGUUACGUCAUAUAGGGACUUCAGCUAUAAUGGAUUUAUUAUUACGUCUUAUAACUUGUAUAGAAUCUAUUACCAUUAGAAGGGCUGUGAUAGAUUGGUUAAAUGAACAGAAAGUAGUAGAACGAUUAGUAGCUAGUAUUGUCCCAGAAAAAGAUGAAGAUAUACAUUGUAAUGCUGCCCAGUCUUUAUGUGAUAUUGUAAGAUUAGGAAGAGAACAGAUUAUACAGCAACAAGAUUCUUCUGAUCCUGAUCCACUAUUAGUUACCAUGGAAUUAGAAGAAACUGUUAGUCAAUUAUUAACGAAUAUGUUAGAUACAGAAAAGAAUGAAUCUGUUUUAGUUAAUGGUUUAUUUGUUAUUCAUACUUUAUUAGAAGUUCGAAGACAGGGUUUGUUUUCUGGCUUCAGGCCUGAAGGUAAUAAUGAUCAGAUGUCAGCAUUAGAUACAGAUCGUCUUUCACAAGGUGUUAACAGUGUAUUAUCAGCGAUAACUCCACGAUUAAAAGACUUCCAUAAUCUAUUAUUAGACCCACCAAAGCAAAGAUUUUGUGCAAUGCCAACCACCGCUGGUCAUCUGGACCCACCAUUAGGAAAUACCCGUUUACAAAUAGCCAAAUUAAUCACAGCACUAAUAUCAACUAAUACACAUUCAGUUAAUACAGAAUUAGCCAAUCUUAACACAGUACAUGUUUUAUUGGAUCUCUAUUUUAAAUAUAUAUGGAAUAAUUUUUUACAUACCCAAGUUGAACAGUGUUUAUCUACAAUACUCACAAACUUACCUGUUGAAAUAGAUGGUCGCAAGCAACAUCCAUUACUAGCUCAGUUAUUUUCAGGGUCAAAAAUAAUACAGAGGUUAACGGAAGAAUGGCAGGAAAAUGACAACGUUGAGGGCAAAGAAAAUGGUAAACGAAAAGGCUUUAUGGGACAUUUAACUAAAAUGGCCAAUGCAUUAGUUAGUGCUAUGGAAAAGGGAGAUAAUUGUGAAUUAGUCAAAGAUCAGUUUACAGAUGUUAGUGAUGAAGAGAAGCAAAAAUGGGAAAAAUUUGUGAGCAGUUCAUUAGCAGAUACAAACAAGAAAAAUACAAUAGAAUUGUUAAGAAAUCAUACAAUAGGAUCGAGUAGUGAAGAUGAUGAUGCUGAUUUUAAAGACAUUCCAUUUCCUCAGGAUACUGCCAUGCAACAGGCCUUCUCUGAUUACCAGCUACAACAGAUGACCAGUACCUUCAUUGAUCAGUUUGGUUUUAACGAGGAAGAAUUCGCAGAACAAGAAGAAAAAAUAGAUGCACCUUUUAACGAGAGAAUAUCUAGUAUAGAUUUUAAUAUUACUGCUGAUGAAGAAAAUAAUGCAAAUACAGCAAUGUUUGAACAAGCAUGUAACUCAAAGAUCCAACAGUUCGAUGAUAACGACAGUGAUGAGGAUAUCUGGGAAGAAAAACCACUUACAUUUGAUAAAAGUUCAUCACAAAAUAUAAAUACCAGACCAAAUAGAUUACAAGAGACACGAGGUGAGAAUAGUAGCGAAGAGGAAGAGAGUACAGAUAGUGAAGAAGAAUUAGAUUCACCACGAGUUAUCACACAAAAACCUUCCGCAGAAAAAAUGGAUGUCGAUGGAGGCUGGGUUGCAAACUUCGAAGAUGCCAAUGUUGAGGGUGAUCCUGUUGCUAUGGAUACAGCUUCUCCGUGGGAUAAUGUACCGGUAGUAUCAGCAACUGACAAUCCAGAUAAAUGGGCAGAGUUUACAAAUAAGGUGCCAGCCACUGCUGAAGCCGAGAAUUGGGCCGAUUUUACAAGUUUUCCUCCCAAAGAUAAUACUACUUCUAAAAAAGAUAGUCCACAUGAGCCUAGAAAUAGUUCUCCUAUUGCUAUGGAUACCAGUGACAGUACAAGAAGUAGUGCCUAUUUAGUACAAAGUGCUUCAGCUAAUUUAGAAAAUCAACUGUUAGAAGCAAGUAAAACUGAUAAGAAAGACGAUGUUACAUUAACUGAUGUUAGUGAAUCUACAGAAUUCCCUAAACAAGUUCCGGUAGAUAAAGAUUCUAAUAUGGUCUCCACUGUAACAAGUGAAAAGAGUACUACUAAUGAAUCCGUUCCAGUAACUGUCGCUAACGACAAUAAAGCGAAACUAGAAGCAAGUGUAUCAAACAAAACAAGUCCGACCGAUUCGACCCAAAGUCCAAAAGACAAUUUCCUUGCUAGCUCAGGACUAAUGAAAGCUAAACCCUGUCUCACCACCACAUCUCCUAAAUCUGGUGGUGAUGCUGGCAUAAUUCAAGAUAAUGGCCCGACUAUUAAACCUGUAGAUACUAAUGAUGCAAUCACAGAAGCUAGGACACAAGCAAAGGAGGCUCUAGAAAAUUAUGAUGCUGCUUUAACAGACUCAAAUGUUAAAAAUGGUCCAGUGUGAAACUUGCUUUAUUGUGAUAGAUUAAUUAUGUAAUAUAGUAUAUAGACUAUUAUACAUUACCUGGAGUUGUUACCCAUUAUUAUACAGGUUCCAGGAAUUCUUAAUCAAUUAAUUAUUAUACAUGUUCUGGCAGCUCCUGUGUAAAUAUUGCCUUAACAGUGUACAGACUGUGACUUAAAUUGAUAUAAUAUAUAUAUUAUCAUUAAAAAAAAACAAUGUGAUGUUUGUUGAAAUGAUGGAUUAUUUUAACUUAAUUCAGUAAUUGAUGAACGAUUAUCAGGCCUCUCGGGGGUAGUCAAGACUUUUCAAGUGAUUAUAAAAUCAUCUCGAGAAAAGUGAACGGCCAUCGUCGAUUUUAACUCUUAAUUGAUGAACAGUGAAUAAGUCUCUAUCGACCGAUCUAGACAUCAAAAGAGAUUACAAAGUCAUCUCGAGUACAGUGAACGGCCAUCGUCGAUUUUAAUUAUGCAGUGAUUUAUAGGAGAAAAGAAAGAAGUUGUAAGAUGGAGAUAAAUUAAGCAGAGAGAAGUGAUGUUUUGAGAUAUUUUGAAAUAAUUAGUCUAUAUGUGUUUUGUUAUCCAGUUCAAAUUAAUUAGAUUAUAUCGAUUAUAAUGCAGAAAUUAUGGAAUGAAUAUUUAGGGGGUGUUACACAGUCAUCGUAAAGAGUAUGUAUUCUGUUGUAAAAUUCAAGCCUGGAAAUAAGGGUUUUAGAUGUACCUGACAAAAUGUCAGGCACUAAUGAAAUAGUACCUGACAUUUUAACAUAGUGCCAGACAUGUAUUAAUAAUAUCAUUUAAAAAGACAAAUCAGUGCUGGACAAAAUGACAGGCACCAGAGAUUUUGUGCCUGACAAAGUCUGAAUCUGUCCCUGACAUUGUCAGUAACAGGUACCUUAUUUCCAGGCUUGGUAUAAUUCCUAGUGGUUAUCUAAAUUCCAGGAAUGUAGAUAAUAGCGGUUAGGUGGAAAAUAAUGCUGCAUUCAAUUUAACUCAAUAAUUGGGUAUAAUGUCAAGAGUCUCUGUCUAACAUUUUAAUUUUUAGGAAAAUAUAAAAUUUUCCAUGAUUUAAUUAAUCCUUUAAAAAAAAAUCAAAAUAUCAGUGGUAGAUAAUCUCUCGUCGUGGAUUCGAUCAGAUAAAAACUGAGGCCCAUCAUAUAAACAAAAUUGAUUGUCAUUUUAUAACGAAUAAUCCUUUACAGAUUAAACUUACACAGGAUUAGUAUCGGCUUUUGGGAUUGGUAAUUAACGAGAAUAAAUUGAAUACAGCAUACAUCCAAAGAUUGUUUUAGCAUUAGUACACAGCUGUUAUAAUAUCACCUUCACAAUAAAAAGGUAUCUGUUCACCUGUAUAGCUAUGAAGAUGUUAUUAUCAAUGUGUUUGUUGCAAAUCUAAUAGGUUAACCUCUGCUGUGUUUGCCUUUGCCUUUGAUAUUUAACUUUAUGAUAAUUACUAUAUAUGUUGUGUUCCCUAAAUUAUGAUUUACAUCAGUUUUUAAAAUUUAAAAAAGGACCACUCAACUUUGCUGUGUUAGUAUUCAAUCUAUUCCUAAAACAAGAGUUACCUCCCCUUACCCUUGAUUUUGUGAGGUACUUUAAAAGUAUAUAAUAAUAUUACUAUCAGAUCUAAGACAGGAUGUUUGGUGUUUGGAUGGAUUAACUUUUCUUUUGUUUUUCGUUUAUUGCAUUGAAGAAAAUAUAUUAACAUAACAGAGAUUAUCAUUUCAUAUUGAAUUGAAUUUAUUCACCUGUGAUUUCUUACCUGGGUAAUUCCCUCUUCUUGUUUUGUUAUUGAUGACCCAUUCUCAAAUAUACCAAUUUUCAAAUAUCCACAGUGUAUGUGUUUAAGUUUCUCUGGUGAGCUUUUAAAAAAAAAAAUAUCCUGGUGAAUCAUUUUGGAUAGUGUUGUUCUCAUUUUUUCCACCAUAUCAUUUCUCGGCCUAUAUUUUUUUUUAGCAUUCAUUGAUUCAUCAAAGAAAUCAGAUACAGACAUCCAUUAUUAGUGACAGAAUAUUUGCUGAGGGUGGUGAUGAACAUAAUCAUACAUCAUUAAAUUAAAAAAAGAAAAGAAUUCAUUUUGUAUAUUUUAGUCAAUUUUUUGUAAUAAAUCAAAGCAAUAAUACAGUAUGGUGUUAAAAGUGAAGAUAUGAAAUACCAAGAAAAGUGUUUAAAAAAAAUAAAGUCUAUUUCAUUAGUCCACAAAGAAAAUUGAAUAAAAUGCAUCAACUUAAUUUGAUUAAUUUCAAAUGGUUCUAGUGUACUUACUCAGACCCAUCCUCGGUGUGCCCAGUGGUAUCGUUCCGUUCUACUACACUAACCCCUGGGUCCAUUUAUGGGUUUUCAUCAAUUCAAAUUUUCUGCCCUUGACGAGUUUACAUACCAGUCUUGGCGUUAUUGUUUAUGUUCACCACAAUUCAGCAGCUUGUACGCUCAAUUAUGAGAGGUUUGCAAGAAAUUUAAUAUCAAAGAAGUGACAUGCACACCCACCAAACGAAGUCCUAAAAUACAUUGACAGAGUUUGCAACAACAAGUUAGCGAUCUUAGUUGCAAUAAAAUGCGACUUACUUCCCUUCGCCCACCUGCUUAGUAUGUAUUAAAUUUUUUUGAUUGGUUAAUAAAAAUUGUCAAGGGAGGAUAUUUUGACUGUGUCGCCCCCGUAAAUGGACCCAUGGGUUAGUGGAGUAGAACUUUGUGCCAGUCAUUUAUCAAAAUUAUCAAUAAAGUAAUCUGAAAAAAAUAAAAAAUAUAUUCACAUCGAUUAAUCCACGUGUAAGUUAUGACUAUCUAAAGUUCUUAUUACUUUCUGUUGAUAUUCAGGAAGCCAUUUUGUAUUUCUCACCUGGGUGAUACCGGUAUGUCAUUUAUAUCCGCUAAUAUCAGGCUCAAAAUGGCAUCUAACCCACAUCUCUAGAUUUAAUCAUCUAAAUCACUAUCCUAAUGAACCUGUUUGAGACCUUAUUUUUCUGAAACUUUAGCUCUUAGAACACCCUAACUAGGGGCUCCUGAGACUGCCCAAGCUGUGGUGCCUGCAUGAUCUAGUAAAUAGUCAUAUAAUGCAGUAAACUAUUUACAUAUCUCAGGCGGUCUGAGGAACAGCAGGGAUGUACCAGUAUUAAUAUAUCACUUUUCUCUAAUUUUCUUCGAGGAACUGAGGUAGUCAACAUUUAAAGGGUUAAAUUUAUUGAAAAUUAUCAUUGGUUGUCUGAUGCAUUGAGGCUUUAAUUCCAAAUUUAAUUUUAUAAGAUUUUUGAAAUCUACUAUAAAUAGUCGAUUAGUGCUGUCCAUCUUAUAAUGGAGUGUAUGUGAUAAAUAAACAUCGUUAUUAUUUUAUUAUCUUUUGUCUGUAUAUUAGCAUUAAAUAUAUCAUUGAAAUAAAUAAUUUAAAAAAGAAGGGAAGAAUGUUAUGGACAAACACCAAGGUUCGUGUAAAAUGCUCUCCUGCCCUCCUCCUUCGGGGUUCCUUUUUACAAAGCAUACUUAAGACUUGCAUACAUCUAAAUCAAACAUUUUACUAAAGACUCUUAUCGAACUAGUGUAUACGUAGCUUUAUGUACACUUUGUGAAAAGGUCUCUGUGGCGGGGUUACGACACUAGAUGAUCCUUCAGGUUCACAGUUAACAAGCCUGAAGUUAAUUUGCACCUAUGCAACACAAGGCUAAUACUGUUAUAUAAAUCUAGGCCUUGGAAGAUUUAGGGAAUAUAUUUUGUUAUGUUGGUACCGAUGACAUUAGGUUAAAAACAUAUAAAGCCAAUUCCUUGUUUUAAAAUGGUUAUUAUUUUUAUUUUAAUGGAUAUAUGGCAUUUAUAUUUGAGGUUUUUGUAUUCUGUUGAAUUAUUUAGAAAUGUAUGAUAUUAAAGGGAUUACUUCAAGCUGUCUCUAUUGGUUAUAUUAAAAAUGUCGAAGUAUUUUGAAAUAAAAAUUUUGUUUUCUUAAUGAAUGCUAUGUAGGAUAUGUUUGUAUGUUCACUGGUAUCUUGGAAUCACUACAACGGUUGAUUUUCACUAUCAGUGUUGAGUAAUUAAUUAGUCUGUUAAUUACUCAACACUGCUAGUGAAGGUAAACAUUUGUAAACCCAGCACUCAGUAUCUAGUCCAGAUGGACCAUUUUUAAACUACAAUUCAGUAGGAACCCACUAUUUUUUGAUGAUUUGCAACAAAUUUGAGCAAUUUGCUAACAAUGGCUUGAAACUAAACAUUAAAUACAGAAAGUCCCACUGAAACACCACAUCUACACAAAACCCAAGUUGUAGGGAUAGUUGAUCAACCGUUUUCAACCGGAUUGUUGCAGCACUUUGCAUGUCUAAAUGUAAAAUAGAGAAUGUUCAUUUGAUGAAGUCCACAAUUGAUUAAUAUAUUUAGAUAAUCAAACAUCCUGCUAGAGAUGAAAGAAAUCAGUGUAAAAAUGACUGGUUGGCAAAACUGAUGUAAUGAGCUCUGAUGUAAACGACAUCCUAGUGUAGUAAAAUGAAAUUGUGAACUAUAAAAAAAUGAAACGAAAUACGAUCUGUGUUUUAAUCAGAUAGCACUACUUACGUAUUUUAGAUGCUGGAGGGGUUAAAAAUAAUCGUCCACAUGGAUUUGUAUUACUUAGUUGAUUGUCUUAGUCUUAUUCUCAUGUCGUGUGCUAGUCAUCAAGGGAGAUAAUAUUUUAACUAACACAACUCCAAUGUUUUGUGUGAUUUUUAAGAGCAUAUUAAUAACUUGCUUCAGUUCCCAGUAAAUUGUUUUCGUGUGAUUUAAAUUUUGAAGAUAAUAACCCAGUAAUGCCACAUAUUCAUAAUUUCUUUUAUGUUAGGGUCAUGCCUUUGGUAAGAGAAAUAGUGUUAAUUUUGUGGUGUGACAUCUUUGUAAAAUAUAUUGAUAUGAGAUUUUGUAUAAAGCAACUUGAUCGGUGUGGUCAUCAAGAUUAAGGGCUCUUGUGUCAGUCAUUUUGGCCAGUCUUCGACUGACAGGCAGUUAAAUUGACUGGCUUUAGACCUUACUGUCAUUCAAUUUAUUUUCUUUAAAAUUGGAAUUUCAGAGGAAUUAACCUUAAAGAUACAUUAUGUAAGAGCUAAAUUUGUCUAUUGCAGUAUUUUUAUUUUGGCUUCAAAUGUUAUAUAAAUUAUUAUUUAGACAUUUAUUCAAAUGAUAGGGCUAUAAUCAAAUCUCUAGAACAUCGGAUGGUGCAGAUGUCACCAGAUUGAAAUACGAUCACCAUUUCAUGAUUUAAUUAACAAGUCAAUUAACAAGUAACAUUACUAGAUAAUAAACAAUCUAUGUCAAAACUUCAAACUGUGAUAAUGUUGCUUGAAUGAAAUUUUCAAUAUAUUAAUUUUGAAUGAUCUAUUUUGGAACUAUUAUAGCUAGAAGGCCAGCUUUUUAUCUAAAUCUUAGAUAAUGCAUAUUUAAAACACAUAAAAUUGUGAUAAUGCUCAAGGUAUCCAUAUUCUUUAGAAAAACUAUCUUGCUAAUCCAAAUAAAACGAAAUAUGUCAAUAAUAGGUUAGCUGGUGAAAUUUUAAAAUAAAAGCUCGGAUUCAUACCCAUUACUCUCUCUUUAAAUUAGUGCUCUCCAUGAGAUGUGUCCACCAUUUUUAUUAGGGGAAUUCCCUUCAAAUUCCCAUUACUGUAUUUGAUGUACUUAUAUUUGUAGCUAAAUGCAUAUCCAUAGCAAUCCUAUCAUGUGCUGUAUAUUAUGUGUAUUUGAAAUGUACAGUAGCACAAUUGUAAUUAUUUAUGACUUUGUAAAUUUGUACAUUAUAGUUUUUAUUUUAAUUUGUUUGAAAAUAUACCAUUCUUUUUAAAUUUGAUAAUUCUCUACCAUGAAAGACAUUAUGAAUGAAUAUUCUUUUUUUCUUCCGUUUUCUUCCCACUGCUAAAGACCCCUAUGUGCAAAUGAAUUAUUCAAAUAGAAUUGAAUCAUGUAUGUUAGUCCCAAAAUGACCUAGUUUGUGUCAAGUAAAUGUUAAACCCAAUCUCUCUGUCUAUUCUAGACAGGAAUAAUGGAAAUUUUGCUCUGACAGCCGCGCUGUGGCCUACUCUUAUUUCAAAUUCCAAAUAUCACAGUUUCUUUUACGUGCACAUCAAUGUCUACACAGUACCCCUAUUAUUCGUUAUUCUUUAAACUCCCAUACAUGUAGCUCAAGAUUUAUUUGAAUUUUAGAUUUCUCAGUUGUACUUGCAAGGAAUAGGGUCGCCUGUCCAACCUGGUGGGUUUUCUCUAGGUCCUUCCACUACUAAAGACACCUAUGCGAAUUAUUGAAAAAAAAAUUGAACCAUGUUAGUCCUGAAGUGGACCUUAAACCCCAUUUCCCCCUCUUCUCUCUCUCUCUCUCUCUCUCUCUCUCUCUGUAAAUUUUAAUGGAGGUCACUUGUGCCAAACAAAUAAUCUGUGGAACCAGAACUAGAUUAUGAUCGGUUAAAUUUCGGAAAUGUUGACGUACAUCAUAAUCCAUCGGUGUCAACUUUUUCUUAUUACAAUGAGCAUGGAUUGAGUAGGUGGGUAGGUUGCGAUCUAUCCCCAGGUUAUUUGUUUGGAUGCAAGUGUUGAAAUUUUGCGUUGGUUUAAUUGUCAUAAAUAAAUUGAAACAUGUAAUGGUUAAAUUACAAACUGUUUGACGGCUUGAUUCAAAAUCUGUCUGAAUCCUGGUAUGUGUAGAUUUAUAUUGAAGUUAUCUCCCUUUGGCUAUAGUUGCUAUUGUCCUUUGAACCUUAACAAAGGGAUUGCUCCAUCCAGGUGCGAAUUGUCGUGGUUGUACACAAGGCAGGAUAUGCUUACUAUAAAACACCUGAUACCACUACUCAUAUGUUUGGGAAGUUCUGACAGCUGCGUCUCGAAUUUAUCACCUUAUGUUUGGCGCAAUAUAGUCCGGUUGGUGCUGAAGUGCCAUUAAAGCUCAUUUCAAUCAUUUAUUAUAACAGCUGACCUAAUAUCUAUUUUGUGUAUUUCCGAUGUUAAUACUGCCACAUAGAUAGAUUUAUGUUUAAUUAGAUAUUAUAUUCUAUAAUGUUUAGUGAAAGCAUGUUAAUUCCAAUUUAUCAUGUGUUUAGCUACCUCUUAAAAUUUCACAUUUCACAUUAUAUAUUGUUUUCACCUUUUCUUAAUUACUGCCUUCAUCACAGGUGUUUCAUAAUUAAGUUCAAACUGUUCCGACCGCAAAUUUAAUAUAUUUUCAGCUUCUCAUCACAGUUUAUUUUUGAAAAUUUUCUGACAGGUAUUUUUGUAUUUUGAUUAAAUUCAGGAUAAUUUGUUUCUAAAUGUUAUUUGUGAGUUAAAUUUUGAGGAAGUUCUAGCAAAGUGAAAAACUAUAUGGAAAUAUUUUGUAAUUUUACUUUUAGAAAAGCAAAACCUGUUUGAAUUUGGGACAGUCUGGUUUUCUGGACGUUUUGGGAGAUGGGAAAUUCCCACAUGUCGAAAGGGUUUGGGAAGAUAACCCAAUUCAAAGGGGUACCAUCAUUUUACAGUAGUUCUUUACACUUGAGUAGUUGACUGAAUUAGAGCAGAAGUACAUGUUAAAGAUGCAUUAUGUAAAAGAUAAAUCUGCCCAUUACAGAUUUUUAUUUUGGCAUCAAAUGUUAUAUUAAUUAUUAUUUAGACAUUUAUUCAAAUGACAAGCCUAUAAUCAACUCUCUAGAACAUCAGAUGGUGCAGAUGUAACCAGAUUGAAAUACGAUCACCAUUUCAUGAUUUAAUUUAAAAAUGGAGAAACGUGGGUGAGUCUUGAUUAACCAGUAAUAUUGCUGCGAUAAUAAACAAUCUAUGUCAAAACAUUAAACGGUGAUAACUUCGCUCAGAAUAAAGUAAUUUAAAGUAAAUUUUCAAUAUAUUAAUUUUUCACUAUUUUUGAACUAUUAUGGCAAGAACGACCAGCUCUUUAUCUAAAUCUUACAUAAUGUAUCUUUAAAGCAGGAGUUUUAAUCACCAAAACUAAAAUAUCUUAAAGAAGCAGUCCUUCCAUUUAUUGAGAGUCAAAAUUUUGGUACAAAUAUUACCUCUUAGCAAAUGAAAGGACUGAAUUCCUCAAAUAUUUUAGAUUUAUUUUUUUGAAUAAAGCCCCUGUGUUUUUGACCUGCAUUAUGUCAGUCAUAAAUAAUUUCAGUAAAAAUUGUAAUUUUAAGGUACCAGUUGUAAUCCCAAGUUCCACCAAUUGAAAUGAAAUGAGGUGGGGUUUAUUGUCCUACUGUUCUGCCCGAUGAUAGGAAGUUAAACCAAUAUUUCAUUUCAUUACACCAAGAGACUAUUAAAAUAGAUAGCACAUGUACAUAAAUAUUGAGCUGUGCGAAUUGUUUAUAUUUGUAAAAGAUGAACAUAUUUAUAAUAAAGUUAAAAUAGAAAAAAAAA
Molecule: messenger RNA, 11508 nt
Organism: Patella vulgata (common limpet)
Lineage: Eukaryota; Metazoa; Mollusca; Gastropoda; Patellidae
Product: serine/threonine-protein phosphatase 6 regulatory subunit 3
Exons: 26
Coding region: 332-3190 (952 amino acids)
Cellular component (GO): nucleus; cytosol
Molecular function (GO): protein phosphatase regulator activity; protein phosphatase binding
Source: RefSeq, a predicted model, not a curated record